AUGCGCGUCCUUCCUGUUCAGUUUGAAACUAUGGCGGCGACGCAAUGUUUAUCAAUAACAGAGCAGUGGAUACGGCAGAGGUUAAACCUUCAGCACCAGUGUUUAGCCAGUGUGCGGUCAGUGCGCCUAGCAGGAACAUAUGAAACAGGAAAAAUAGGCCAUUUGGGAAUUUCUCUGAAGAACUUUGUUUGUUUGAAAAGUCUGGACCUUUCUCAUAACGCCCUCGUUACUGUAGAGGGAAUUCUGCAUUUAACGUUGCUUGAGAACUUGAAUCUGUAUUACAACAGGAUCUCCUCUCUUCAGGACGUCCAGUCUUUAGGCAGCCUUCAAAAUCUAAAGGAGUUGGAUCUGAGACUGAACCCUGUUGUUCAGAAAGAUCCCUAUUACCGCCUAUACUUAGUCCAGGCAAUCUCCAAGCUUCGUAAACUCGACGACUCUGUUGUGAGAGACAGAGAGAGAAAAGCAGCUCUCAUGCACUUCUCUGCAGAGUCGGGAUUCGAGUCCAGUCAGAAAUCUCCACUUUCUACAAUGGAUAUAAAGAACAGGAGCAGCAAUUCUCGGAUUGCUUCAGCGAACAAGAUGAUGUCAAAGCUCAUGCUUCGAGAAGGUAAUGAGGAAACGGUGCUGGAUCCCAACUUUGAUGGGAACAGGAACAUAUUGACUCAAGAUGCUCCCACUGAAGAGAACAGCAAACCAGAGUCCACUCGUUUACGAGAAAAUCCGUCUGAAAUUCUAAAUUUACUCCGAGAUUAUGAUUCAGGAUUAUUGUCUUCACAGAAACAGGAAUUUCAAUCCAAACUUAGGAAAUGUCAUCAAGCUGAGACUCGCCAUGCUGUCGGACUGCAGCCCUCGAAAGAUGCGCCCAGGGUUACCUUUGUUGAACCGUCUUUAAAAAGAUGCACUUCUGGUAACCUCACGCCUAUCAGCACACGGGCGGAAGGUUAUUUCACGCCACAUCCCGGGAAAAAAAAUGCUUCAUCGCAAGGAGAUGAUCAGCUAGCCUGUUUGUUAAAAGAUUACUCUGAGAGGAAACUGCACCCUCCUAGACUAACAUACCGAAGCUCUGAUGAUGGAGACCCAGAAGGAUAUUCAUGUGCACCGGAGAGAGCCAGAAAACCCUGUAAGGGGGCAUAUAGGAAACCGAUGGAGUUGCUCCUCAGUUUGGUGGACGAAUACUGGUCUGGUGAGCUGAAGGAUCACAGCAGUAAGCACUUUUUCAUGCACGCUGUGCGGAUCCUCUGCAUGAUGGAACAGGAGGUUGCUAACGGCGAAAGCGAGAUGACCGCUCUGAGAGAGAAGAUCCAAACACUGAACGACCAGCUGGACGGACGGACGCGAGAACAUCAGUCAGAGAUGCGGAGGCUUUCCGAGCAGCUAAAGCAGGCACACGGCAGCAUCGAGCACCUUGAUCAGGAGUUGAGGAGUGUUUUGGAGGAGAACGUGUCUUUGCAGAAACAGCUGAUCAGAUUAGAGCAGCAGCUCCUCUCUGAUAAGCUAAGGGAAAUGCCAGAGACACAACGUUGAGGGGGAAAUCUCACAUGGGUUUUUGUUGCGGUUUGGCCUGGACUUUCUUCUCGUAUGAACCUGCAUGCUUGUAGCCAGAGACGUAGCCGGAAGUGUCGACCAUAUCAACGCGGCCUGCUUUGCCUUUCCCGCGGCCUGCCUCGUCAAAACGCUCCUUAUGAGAACCUGUGAACUUGGUGGUGUCGGUCAGACGGGAUACAGUUGGGGAUGCCACGGCUCUCUGAGCAGCAGCCAGAGAAAAAUAGAUUUAAUGAUUGCUCAGAUCACAUAAUUAUGACUUUUUGAAAUUUGGUGUUUUGUGUUCUUUCUCUACAUAACUAUCAGUUGAAAUGUUAUUUAUAUGACCAUCCUUUUAAAGCAGUAACCCUUAAUUCCUUUGUUUU
Messenger RNA from Neoarius graeffei (lesser salmon catfish), 1907 nucleotides. RefSeq names its product centrosomal protein 72 (gene cep72). Gene Ontology annotation, molecular function: protein binding. The record is from RefSeq and is a predicted model, not a curated record. The transcript has 13 exons. Bases 1 to 1524 code for a protein of 507 amino acids. Lineage: Eukaryota; Metazoa; Chordata; Actinopteri; Siluriformes; Ariidae.